GCAGACGGCUAGCUGUCUCCGCAGAGGCUCGGUGUUGGUCGUUUCUAAAAUCUCGGCUCUCCGUCCAGACAGCGUCGAGUUAUCGCUCCCACGAGCGGCCGAGAUAAGGGGGCUGGACGGGACGCUCGAUAAGACGUUACCCAAGAACGUGGUCAAGACAAACCCGUCGCCAUUCCCGCGGCAGCAUGGCGUUGAAUUCCAUCAGCACCGGCAUCCUGCAGACGAGGCUUUCUAUUGUCUGCUUCGCUAUGCGGUGUCAACUGCCCCGACGACAAACAAAGCGGGGGGCCAUUCGAUACUGGUGCGAAACUCCCGCCAACGUCAGCACUUUGCAGCAUCUACGCCCGCCACCGUGGCGUUCCCUUCGGCUGCAAUCAGUGACUGCCCGCAUCGUUUAUCUGCGCACUCAGGUCCAUGUGCGUUUCGUUGAGUCCCCGUCGAGCGCUUUGGCGAUAAUUCCAUUCGGCCUCGAACUGUGCAGCCGGUGACAUCGUCGCUUCUGACCAUGUCCGACAAGAAAACGACGUUCUCCGAGGACGGCCUCACGGCCCAACACCUCAUCGGCUCGGGCGAUGGGCUCACCUACAACGACUUCCUAAUCCUUCCUGGGUUCAUCGAUUUCAACGCCGACGAUGUUGACCUUACAUCAAAGCUUACCAAGAACAUCACUCUCCAAGCACCACUGGUUUCGUCGCCAAUGGAUACCGUCACGGAGUCUGAGAUGGCGAUUGCAAUGGCUCUCUGUGGGGGCAUUGGAAUCAUCCACCACAACUGCACCCCCGAACACCAAGCCAACGAGGUCCACAAAGUUAAGAAGUACAAGCACGGGUUCAUCCACGACCCCGUAGUGCUCAGCCCCAACAACUGUGUGGCCGACGUGUUUGAGGUGAAGAGGAAGCACGGCUUUGCCGGUGUGCCCAUCACCGAGAAUGGGAAGCUGGGCGGAAAGCUGGUGGGCAUGGUGACCUCAAGGGACAUCGACUUUAUCCCCAUCGAAGACCACAACAGACUACUCUCAGAGGUGAUGACAUCGCUGAAGGACUUGACUGUCGCUUCAUCGAAGGUCACCUUGUCCGAGGCAAACUCCCUGCUUCAGAAGAGCAAAAAGGGCAAGCUCCCGCUGGUCAACGAGGGAGGGGAGCUGGUGUCGCUGAUUGCGCGCACGGACCUGAAGAAGAGCCGCAGCUACCCCCUGGCCUCCAAGGACGAGAACAAGCAGCUCAUUGUGGGCGCCGCCAUUGGCACCCGGGAAGCCGACAAGCCCCGGCUCGAGCUCCUCGUCCAGGCGGGGGUCGACGUCGUCGUUCUGGACUCCUCCCAGGGAAACUCUGUGUACCAGAUUGAGAUGGUCAAGUACAUCAAGAGCAAAUACCCAGGCCUCCAGGUUAUCGGUGGGAACGUUGUGACCACCGCACAGGCCAAGAACCUGAUCGAAGCCGGCGUGGAUGGACUUCGAGUCGGCAUGGGCUCCGGCUCUAUCUGCAUCACUCAGGAAGUGAUGGCGUGCGGGCGGCCCCAGGCAACUGCCGUGUACAAGGUGGCGGAGUACGCCAGGCGGUUCGGAGUGCCGUGCGUCGCCGACGGCGGAGUGAGUUCCGUCGGUCACAUCAUCAAGGCUUUGGCACUGGGAGCCUCUACGGUGAUGAUGGGCUCGAUGCUUGCGGGCACGACCGAAUCUCCGGGCGAAUACUUCUUCUCCAACGGCGUUCGUCUCAAGAAGUACCGCGGUAUGGGCUCCCUCGACGCCAUGCAAAGCACCGAGGGCGGCGGCAGCCUGAACCGCUACUACCAGAGUGACCAAGACAAGGUUCGGGUGGCCCAGGGUGUUUCGGGCACCAUCGUCGACAAAGGCUCGAUUCACCGCUACGUGCCAUACCUGAUCACGGGCAUCAAAUACGGCUGCCAGGACAUCGGUGCUCGUAGCUUGGAUGUGCUCAAGGCAAACAUGUACUCGGGCGACAUCAAGUUUGAGAAGAGAUCUGUCUCUGCUCAGGCUGAGGGCGGAGUGCAUGGAUUGUACUCGUUUGAGAAGAAACUCUUCUAGGCACCCAUUCUAAGAGCCAAGUUUUCCUGGAGCCAAUCCUCGGAAAAUGCGAACAUUCCUCGAUCACGAAUUGCCGUUGAGGUCGCCCGAGGACGUCGUCCCGUUACAGGAUAAGUCUUACACGAACCGAUCAGGCCAGGGGUGCUUAUGGCAAGUUUUGUUUUGUGGGUUCCGAGGGUUCAAAUCAUGAAGUCUGUUUUGUUUUCUACAAGAUGUACAGCAGGCCACAUGCUUACGCUGCUACCUAGUAGUUAAUCACUUCUUCAAUGGAAUUCUACAAAACUGUUUUAUAGCUUAGGUUGUUCAACAACCAUUGUUUUGUGUGGUUACAAUUGUUUCCUCUCAACUCUACAUUUUCAGGUUGCAUUGCUCGAAUAAAAUAUAUAAAUAUAUAUAUACCUAUACACGCAGACAUUCCACUUUUUUUUUUUUUUUUCAGCACAGUUACAUUAAUUAAAGAUUUAUCUUGUACCCCGGUCAAUCCUUCAACGUUGAGACAUUGUGGUGGUUGUCAACCUUGUGCAAAGCUUAUUUUUGGUACAGCUUACUCUGGUGAUUUUUUUUUUUUCUCUGAAAUGUUGCCAUAAUUAAACUGCACUUGACAUAAAUGUUUGUUGUGCUUCUCUAGUUAAAAAUAUGCUACAGCAUGCACCAUUUUGAGCCAAACGACCUGUACAAAUCCAACCUCCUGUUACCUUUUUUUACAUGUGCAAAGCAAAUACCGUGCAGAGACAUUUUAAAGUGCUGGUAUGGCUAUGUACCCAGUUGUUUUGUAAAACGGUGCCAUAUAUAUAAAUGAAGAAUAAAGAAAGACUGCAGAAGGCUUU
This is a messenger RNA of Ixodes scapularis (black-legged tick), 2871 nucleotides long. RefSeq names its product inosine-5'-monophosphate dehydrogenase 1 (gene ras). The coding region runs from base 506 to 2044 and encodes 512 amino acids. The record is from RefSeq and is a predicted model, not a curated record. Gene Ontology annotation, biological process: GTP biosynthetic process. Gene Ontology annotation, molecular function: IMP dehydrogenase activity. Lineage: Eukaryota; Metazoa; Arthropoda; Arachnida; Ixodida; Ixodidae. The transcript is spliced from 16 exons. Gene Ontology annotation, cellular component: cytoplasm.